This is a messenger RNA of Gregarina niphandrodes, 981 nucleotides long. RefSeq lists its product as hypothetical. Bases 1 to 981 code for a protein of 326 amino acids. The transcript has 2 exons. Lineage: Eukaryota; Apicomplexa; Conoidasida; Eugregarinorida; Gregarinidae. The record is from RefSeq and is a predicted model, not a curated record.
AUGCGGAGAGCGAAUAAGAGCGUGAAGUUGCUUUCCGGCUGGCCGAGGCAAUGUUUCAACAAGAUUUUGGACGACGAGAUCUUUGGCGCCAAUGUGGACCGCAUUUCACAAGUUGCGGAAGACCUUUUUAACGUCAAGGACCCAAUCGGCAACACGUUUUCAAAGGCAACUGUGGGAGUACUCGCGCGCGCGUUGACGUUGACAGUCAUCGUUCCGUACCAGAGACUGACCGAAGGGUCGUCUCGUAAAGAAGCAAGUACGCGAGCUUUGUACCGAGGGUUCCAGCGUCAGUGUUUUAAGGAGUGCGUCUUUACCGCUUCGUAUGUGAUUAGCUCGGACUACUUCGCCAAGAGUCUGCUCAAAUACCGACCUGCGUUACGUGCGAGUGUCCACCAAGUUUACCAAUACGGACUCUUUAGGUCCCUGUCGGCGAGUCUCUGCAGCUGCUCGCUCCCCGCCGCUUUGGCUGCCGUCCAGGGAAACAAGCCCGGCGCCGAUGGCAAGUCCGCCGGCAAGACCAGCGGCACUGCCGGCAAGACCAGCGGCACUGCCGGCAAGACCAGCGGCACUGCCGGCAAGACCAGCGGCACUGCCUGCAAGACCAGCGGCACUGCCGGUAAGGCCAGCGGCACUGCCGGCAAGGCCAGCGGCGCUGCCGGCAAGACCUGCGGCACUGCUGGCAAAACUGCCGGCAAGGACGCCUCCAAGACCGGCACCCUGCCCGUCGAGGAAAAGAACGUGGACCGCACCACCAACGUGCUUCUCGCAGCCGCCAAGGCCGCCGCCGCCGGUGCGCUCUCCACUGUCGUCACCGCCCCCAUCGAGUACUACGGCCGCCCCGCCAACCGCGCCGUCUCCACCACCUGUCGCAAGGCCGCACGCAAGUCCUGCUACAACGCCGUCAACACCACCAUCAACAAGUCCCUCCAGGCCGGCAUGUACCAUAGAGUCCUUUUCGCCAAGCUCAACCAAAUGGCAUGA